Messenger RNA from Lodderomyces pseudojiufengensis, 921 nucleotides. RefSeq names its product Erv29p (gene ERV29). Gene Ontology annotation, cellular component: membrane; endoplasmic reticulum-Golgi intermediate compartment; endoplasmic reticulum. The transcript has a single exon. The record is from RefSeq and is a predicted model, not a curated record. NCBI's taxonomy places the organism in Eukaryota, Fungi, Ascomycota, Pichiomycetes, Serinales, Debaryomycetaceae. Bases 1 to 921 code for a protein of 306 amino acids. Gene Ontology annotation, biological process: Golgi organization.
AUGUCAUAUCGUGGGCCUAAUCAAUUUCAAAAUCAAUUUCCACAUCAACAAGUACCACCACAUGCAAAUAUAGGACCAAUAUCAAGUUCAAAAUCUCCAUUAGAAAAUUUUGAAGUUUAUAGUAAAAAAAUUGAAGAUUUAAUUGAUGAAUAUUUUCAACCUUUAAAACCUUAUGUACCUGCAAUUGGAAGAGCUUUUUUAGUUGCAACAUUUUAUGAAGAUACUGUUAGAAUUUUUACACAAUGGAGUGAACAAGUUUAUUAUUUACAUAAUUAUAGACAUUAUUGGAGAUGGUUAACUAUUAUAUUUUUAAUAAAUAAUAUGUUAAUAAUGACUAUUGGUUCUACUUUAGUUAUUGCUAGAAAAAAAAUCAAUAUUGCUACUAUUGCUUUAAUAUUUGUUGUUAUUAUCCAGGGGAUUGCUUAUGGAUUAUUAUUUGAUACUCAAUUUAUUUUAAGAAAUUUAAGUGUUGUUGGAGGUUUAGUAUUAGCUUAUAGUGAUACUAUAGUAAGAGAUAAAAGAUCAUUAAAUAUGCCUGGAUUACCAAUGUUAAAUAAUCAAGAUAAUAAAAAAUAUUUCUUGUUAGCAGGUAGAUUAUUAUUAGUCUUAUUAUUUUUAGGAUUUGUUUUUUCAUCAGGUUGGUCAAUUGGUAGAUUAUUUAUAAUAUUUGUUGGAUUAUUAUCAUGUACUUCAAUUAUUAUUGGAUAUAAAACAAAAUUUGCAGCUGCUGUAAUGUUAACAUUAUUAUUUAUUUAUAAUUUAUUUACAAAUCAAUUUUGGCUUUAUGAUUCAAGAGAUGCAAGAAGAGAUUUCUUAAGAUAUGAAUUUUUCCAAAUUUUAUCAAUUGUUGGAGGUUUAUUAUUGGUUGUUAAUGCAGGAGCUGGAGAAUUUUCAAUAGAUGAAAAGAAAAAGAUUUAUUAA